Messenger RNA from Gracilinanus agilis (Agile Gracile Mouse Opossum), 1514 nucleotides. RefSeq names its product dihydrodiol dehydrogenase (gene DHDH). The transcript has 7 exons. The coding region runs from base 30 to 1052 and encodes 340 amino acids. Lineage: Eukaryota; Metazoa; Chordata; Mammalia; Didelphimorphia; Didelphidae. Gene Ontology annotation, molecular function: nucleotide binding; D-xylose 1-dehydrogenase (NADP+) activity. Gene Ontology annotation, biological process: D-xylose catabolic process. The record is from RefSeq and is a predicted model, not a curated record.
GGCCAAGUCCGCCGAGGGGAGCCGCCGAGAUGGCCCGGGCUCUGCGCUGGGGCGUCCUGUCCGCCGGCCUUAUCUCCCAUGACUUCGUCACGGCCCUGCGGAGUCUGCCUCGCUCCGAGCACCAGGUAGUAGCCGUGGCCGCCAGGGACCUCGGCCGGGCCCAGGACUUUGCCAGGAGGCACGAAAUCCCCAAGGCCUACGGCUCUUACGAGGACCUGCUGGAGGACCCCGACGUGGACGUGGUGUAUGUGGGCACCCAGCACCCGCAGCACUUACGGGGGGUCCUGCAGAGCUUGGAGGCUGGCAAGCCGGUGCUGUGCGAGAAGCCUCUCGGGGUCACUGCGGCUGAGGUCCGAGAGAUGGUGGCGGCCGCCCGGACCCGAGGCCGCUUCCUGAUGGAGGCCAUCUGGACCCGCUUCUUCCCCGCGGCGGAGGCGCUGCGGGCUGUGCUGGCGCAGGGCACCCUCGGGGAGGUGCGCCUGGUCCGGGCCGACUUUGGAAUGCACCCCGAAUUGAAUUUUCCGUCCCGCGUAACUGACUGGGCCCAGGCAGGGGGCGGGCUGCUGGACGUGGGCAUCUACUGCCUCCAGUUCAUCUCCAUGGUGGCGGGGGCCCAGCGGCCUGAAAAGAUCCACGCUGUGGGGCUGCUUCACGAGAAGGGUGUGGAUGACACGGUGACAGUGGUCCUCCAGUACCCCGGCGGGCUCCAGGCCUCCUUCACCUCUAGCAUCACCACUGUGCUGCCCAACUCCCUCACCGUGUUUGGAACCCAGGGCCAAGCACAGAUCCCUUCCACCAUGUGGUGCCCCACUGAGCUGGUCGUGAACGGGAAGCGCUCCGAGUUCCCACUGCCCGCCGUUGCCGGCACGGAGACGUUCAAUUUCGUCAAGUCCAUCGGCCUGGUGUAUGAGGCCCAGCACGUGCGGCAGUGUCUGCUGCAGGGUCUGAAGGAGAGCCCUGUCAUGCCCUUGGCAGAGAGUGAGCUCCUGGCAGACAUCCUGGAGGAAGCAAGGAGGCAGAUCGGGCUCCGGUUCAGCCAGGACAGAACCUGAGCUUCCAGCCUAUCCCCUGCCCAGCCGAGCGGCUUCUCCAGCUUCAUGACCCUAAGACGGCAAACUCGGCGGAGUGGGCCGGAGUGGGCCGAGGCCUGCCCUUGGAGUUUGCGUCUCUGCCCUGCCACUUCCGUGUUUAGCCCAAACUCCCUCCCUCGGUUUCCUUGCCUGUGAAUGAAGGAAUCCCUAUGGCUAGCCCUAGAAUUCUAAAUGAAGCAAGAUGAAGGCGGGUUGCUGCAGGCAGCUCAGAGUCCUGGGAAAUCUGGCAAAUGCUACAAAUCAAGUCUUGAUUUCUGGUUCUGUAAGAAAGUGGGGAAGAAACGUUCUCGUUCAUGAUGCUGAUUAAAUGGGAAAGUAUGUUGCCAGCAUUUUCUUGUGUCAACUAAAAGUCAGAGGAUAAUUUAGGUCCUAGAAAUGAGAAAAGCUGUUGAAUGAAUAAAAUCAAGGCAAUUCAAAUGAGAA